AGCUGCUUGCUGCUCCAGCCUUGCCCUCCCAGAGCUGCCGGACGCUCGCGGGUCUCGGAACGCAUCCCGCCGCGGGGGCUUCGGCCGUGGCAUGGGCGCCGCGGGCCUGCUCGGGGUUUUCUUGGCUCUCGUCGCACCGGGGGUCCUCGAUAUCUACUCUUUGGUGACUCAUCUGCUACAUGUAUUAUCUCAGACAAUAUUGUAACCUGGGAUAAUGACAUGCCUUUUAAUGAAUGUGUGCUUUGAACAUAUAUAUGCCACUCUUCUCUGUCUUCUGGAAUGCAGACCAAAGAUGUUAAAUUGAUUCAGGAUUUCCUGUGGCUCUCCUCCUCCUAUCCUAAAUGGCCGGAUUAGUUAUUAUUCUACCCCCAUUGCUGUUGGUACCGUGAUAAGGUACAGUUGUUCAGGUACCUUCCGCCUCAUUGGAGAAAAAAGUCUAUUAUGCAUAACUAAAGACAAAGUGGAUGGAACCUGGGAUAAACCUGCUCCUAAAUGUGAAUAUUUCAAUAAAUAUUCUUCUUGCCCUGAGCCCAUAGUACCAGGAGGAUACAAAAUUAGAGGCUCUACACCCUACAGACAUGGUGAUUCUGUGACAUUCGCCUGUAAAACCAACUUCUCCAUGAACGGAAACAAGUCUGUUUGGUGUCAAGCAAAUAAUAUGUGGGGGCCGACACGACUACCAACCUGUGUAAGUGUUUUCCCUCUCGAGUGUCCAGCACUUCCUAUGAUCCACAAUGGACAUCACACAAGUGAGAAUGUCGGCUCCAUUGCUCCAGGAUUGUCUGUGACUUACAGCUGUGAAUCUGGUUACUUGCUUGUUGGAGAAAAGAUCAUUAACUGUUUGUCUUCGGGAAAAUGGAGUGCUGUCCCCCCCACAUGUGAAGAGGCACGCUGUAAAUCUCUAGGACGAUUUCCCAAUGGGAAGGUAAAGGAGCCUCCAAUUCUCCGGGUUGGUGUAACUGCAAACUUUUUCUGUGAUGAAGGGUAUCGACUGCAAGGCCCACCUUCUAGUCGGUGUGUAAUUGCUGGACAGGGAGUUGCUUGGACCAAAAUGCCAGUAUGUGAAGAAAUUUUUUGCCCAUCACCUCCCCCUAUUCUCAAUGGAAGACAUAUAGGCAACUCACUAGCAAAUGUCUCAUAUGGAAGCAUAGUCACUUACACUUGUGACCCGGACCCAGAGGAAGGAGUGAACUUCAUCCUUAUUGGAGAGAGCACUCUCCGUUGUACAGUUGAUAGUCAGAAGACUGGGACCUGGAGUGGCCCUGCCCCACGCUGUGAACUUUCUACUUCUGCGGUUCAGUGUCCACAUCCCCAGAUCCUAAGAGGCCGAAUGGUAUCUGGGCAGAAAGAUCGAUAUACCUAUAACGACACUGUGAUAUUUGCUUGCAUGUUUGGCUUCACCUUGAAGGGCAGCAAGCAAAUCCGAUGCAAUGCCCAAGGCACAUGGGAGCCAUCUGCACCAGUCUGUGAAAAGGAAUGCCAGGCCCCUCCUAACAUCCUCAAUGGGCAAAAGGAAGAUAGACACAUGGUCCGCUUUGACCCUGGAACAUCUAUAAAAUAUAGCUGUAACCCUGGCUAUGUGCUGGUGGGAGAAGAAUCCAUACAGUGUACCUCUGAGGGGGUGUGGACACCCCCUGUACCCCAAUGCAAAGUGGCAGCGUGUGAAGCUACAGGAAGGCAACUCUUGACAAAACCCCAGCACCAAUUUGUUAGACCAGAUGUCAACUCUUCUUGUGGUGAAGGGUACAAGUUAAGUGGGAGUGUUUAUCAGGAGUGUCAAGGCACAAUUCCUUGGUUUAUGGAGAUUCGUCUUUGUAAAGAAAUCACCUGCCCACCACCCCCUGUUAUCUACAAUGGGGCACACACCGGGAGUUCCUUAGAAGAUUUUCCAUAUGGAACCACGGUCACUUACACAUGUAACCCUGGGCCAGAAAGAGGAGUGGAAUUCAGCCUCAUUGGAGAGAGCACCAUCCAUUGUACAAGCAAUGAUCAAGAAAGAGGCACCUGGAGUGGCCCUGCUCCCCUAUGUAAACUUUCCCUCCUUGCUGUCCAGUGCUCACAUGUCCAUAUUGCAAAUGGAUACAAGAUAUCUGGCAAGGAAGCCCCAUAUUUCUACAAUGACACUGUGACAUUCAAGUGUUAUAGUGGAUUUACUUUGAAGGGCAGUAGUCAGAUUCGUUGCAAAGCUGAUAACACCUGGGAUCCUGAAAUACCAGUUUGUGAAAAAGGCUGCCAGCCACCUCCUGGGCUCCACCAUGGUCGUCAUACAGGUGGAAAUAUGGUCUUCUUUGUCUCUGGGAUGACUGUAGACUACACUUGUGACCCUGGCUAUUUGCUUGUGGGAAACAAAUCCAUUCACUGUAUGCCUUCAGGAAAUUGGAGUCCUUCUGCCCCACGGUGUGAAGAAACAUGCCAGCAUGUGAGACAGAGUCUUCAAGAACUUCCAGCUGGUUCACGUGUGGAGCUAGUUAAUACAUCCUGCCAAGAUGGGUACCAGUUGACUGGACAUGCUUAUCAGAUGUGUCAAGAUGCUGAAAAUGGAAUUUGGUUCAAAAAGAUUCCACUUUGUAAAGUUAUUCACUGUCACCCUCCACCAGUGAUUGUCAAUGGGAAGCACACAGGCAUGAUGGCAGAAAACUUUCUAUAUGGAAAUGAAGUCUCUUAUGAAUGUGACCAAGGAUUCUAUCUCCUGGGAGAGAAAAAAUUGCAGUGCAGAAGUGAUUCUAAAGGACAUGGAUCUUGGAGCGGGCCUUCCCCACAGUGCUUACGAUCUCCUCCUGUGACUCGCUGCCCUAAUCCAGAAGUCAAACAUGGGUACAAGCUCAAUAAAACACAUUCUGCAUAUUCCCACAAUGACAUAGUGUAUGUUGACUGCAAUCCUGGCUUCAUCAUGAAUGGUAGUCGCGUGAUUAGGUGUCAUACUGAUAACACAUGGGUGCCAGGUGUGCCAACUUGUAUCAAAAAAGCCUUCAUAGGGUGUCCACCUCCGCCUAAGACCCCUAACGGGAACCAUACUGGUGGAAACAUAGCUCGAUUUUCUCCUGGAAUGUCAAUCCUGUACAGCUGUGACCAAGGCUACCUGCUGGUGGGAGAGGCACUCCUUCUUUGCACACAUGAGGGAACCUGGAGCCAACCUGCCCCUCAUUGUAAAGAGGUAAACUGUAGCUCACCAGCAGAUAUGGAUGGAAUCCAGAAAGGGCUGGAACCAAGGAAAAUGUAUCAGUAUGGAGCUGUUGUAACUCUGGAGUGUGAAGAUGGGUAUAUGCUGGAAGGCAGUCCCCAGAGCCAGUGCCAAUCGGAUCACCAAUGGAACCCUCCCCUGGCGGUUUGCAGAUCCCGUUCACUUGCUCCUGUCCUUUGUGGUAUUGCUGCAGGUUUGAUACUUCUUACCUUCUUGAUUGUUGUUACCUUAUACAUGAUAUCAAAACACAGAGAACGCAAUUAUUAUACAAAUACAAGCCAGAAAGAAGCUUUUCAUUUAGAAACACGAGAAGUAUAUUCUGUUGAUCCAUACAACCCAGCCAGCUGAUCAGAAGACAAACUGGUGUGUGCCUCAUUGCUUGGAAUUCAGCGGAAUAUUGAUUACAAAGAAACUGCUCUAAUAUCAGCAAGUCUCUUUAUAUGGCCUCAAGAUCAAUGAAAUGAUGUCAUAAGCGAUCACUUCCUAUAUGCACUUAUUCUCAAGAAGAACAUCUUUAUGGUAAAGAUGGGAGCCCAGUUUCACUGCCAUAUAUUCUUCAAGGACUUUCUGAAGCCUCACUUGUGAGAUGCCUGAAGCCAGGCCAUGGCUGUAAACAAUUACAUGGCUCUAAAAAGUUUUGCCCUUUUUAAGGAAGGCACUAAAAAGAGCUGUCCUGGUAUCUAGACCCAUCUUCUUUUUGAAAUCAGCAUACUCAAUGUUACUAUCUGCUUUUGGUUAUAAUGUGUUUUUAAUUAUCUAAAUAAAGUAUGAAGCAUUUUCUGGGGUUAUGAUGGCCUUACCUUUAUUAGGAAGUAUGGUUUUAUUUUGAUAGUAGCUUCCUCCUCUGGUGGUGUUAAUCAUUUCAUUUUUACCCUUACUUGGUUUGAGUUUCUCUCACAUUACUGUAUAUACUUUGCCUUUCCAUAAUCACUCAGUGAUUGCAAUUUGCACAAGUUUUUUUAAAUUAUGGGAAUCAAGAUUUAAUCCUAGAGAUUUGGUGUACAAUUCAAGCUUUGGAUGUUUCUUUAGCAGUUUUGUGAUAAGUUCUAGUUGCUUGUAAAAUUUCACUUAAUAAUGUGUACAUUAGUCAUUCAAUAAAUUGUAAUUGUAAAGAAAACAUACAA
Pan troglodytes (chimpanzee) is the source of this 4305-nucleotide messenger RNA. It is a transcript of the gene CR2, whose product is annotated as complement C3d receptor 2. Bases 620 to 3529 code for a protein of 969 amino acids. NCBI's taxonomy places the organism in Eukaryota, Metazoa, Chordata, Mammalia, Primates, Hominidae. The record is from RefSeq and is a predicted model, not a curated record. The transcript has 22 exons.